Molecule: messenger RNA, 1764 nt
Organism: Trichechus manatus latirostris (Florida manatee)
Lineage: Eukaryota; Metazoa; Chordata; Mammalia; Sirenia; Trichechidae
Gene: FOXRED2
Product: FAD dependent oxidoreductase domain containing 2
Exons: 7
Coding region: 1-1764 (587 amino acids)
Cellular component (GO): endoplasmic reticulum lumen
Molecular function (GO): monooxygenase activity; flavin adenine dinucleotide binding
Source: RefSeq, a predicted model, not a curated record
AUGGGCCUCUCUGCCGCAGCCCCACUCUGGGGCCCCCCGGGGCUGCUCCUGGCCUUCGCCCUGCACCCGGUCCUCGCCCUGCGCCCGCACCGGGACUACUGCAUUCUGGGCGCCGGGCCCGCCGGCCUGCAGAUGGCCUACUUCCUGCAGCGCGCUGGGCGUGACUAUGUGGUGUUGGAGCGCAGCUCGAGUCCCGGCAGCUUCUUCGCGCGCUACCCGCGCCACCGCAAGCUCAUCAGCAUCAACAAGAGGUUCACGGGCAAGGCCAAUGCGGAGUUCAACCUCCGCCACGACUGGAACUCCCUGCUGAGCCACGACCCCAGGCUGCUCUUCAGACACUACUCCCGCGCCUACUUCCCUGAUGCUGGUGACAUGGUGCGCUACCUGGGCGACUUCGCAGCUAAGCUGGGGCUGCACAUACUGUACAACACAACCAUUGCCCACGUCAGAUUGGACAAGGAUGGGCAGGCCUGGAAUGGCCACUACUUCAUCCUGACUGACCAGAAGGGCCAGGCAUACCGAUGCAGUGUCCUUCUUGUCGCCACUGGUUUGUCAGUCCCCAACCAGGUUGACUUCCCUGGCUCCGAAUACGUGGAGGGCUAUGAGUCGGUGUCCACUGACCCUGAGGACUUUGAGGGUCAGAACGUGCUGAUCCUGGGCCGUGGGAACUCAGCCUUUGAGACGGCAGAGAACAUCUUGGGCGUCACCAACUUCAUCCACAUGCUGAGCCGCUCCCGGGUCCGGCUCUCCUGGGCCACCCACUACGUUGGAGACCUUAGCUCCCUCAGACUGUCCUCAGGGGGUGCAUUCAGUAAGAAGUACCCACUGAUCAAAGCUAACUACGAGUCCAAAGGAAGCCGGGGUCUCUUCGUUCUGGGCACUGCCAGCCACUCUGUGGACUACCGAAAAUCUGCGGGGGGCUUCAUCCAUGGAUUCCGAUACACAGUACGUGCUGUCCACCGGCUCCUGGAGCAUCGCCACCACGGCGUUGCCUGGCCCUCCACCGAGCGCCCCAUCACCCAGCUGACCAGUUCCAUCAUCCGGCGCGUGAACGAGGCAUCUGGGCUCUACCAGAUGUUCAGCGUGCUGGCCGAUGUCAUCCUGCUGAAGGAGAACACCACAACAUUUGAGUACCUGGAGGAGUUCCCCAUGCAGAUGCUGGCGCAACUGGAGACCCUCACAGGAAGGAAGGCCAGGCACGGGCUCUUCAUCAUCAACAUGGAGUAUGGCAAGAAUUACUCUGGACCCGACAAGGACGUCUUCUUCUAUGACCGGUCGGUGGGGCACAUGAGAGACGCGUGGCAGUCUAACUUCCUCCAUCCUGUCAUCUACUACUACAGACACCUCCCCACUGAGCAGGAGGUGAGGUUUCGCCCCGCAGACUGGCUGCUGCCUCGGCCCACGGCCAUCCACCACAUCGUGGAAGACUUCCUGACAGACUGGACCGCCCCAAUUGCACACAUUCUACCUCUGAGGCGCUUCCUGGAGAACUGUUUGGACACCGAUUUGCGAAACUUCUAUGCAGAGUCCUGCUUCCUGUUCACCCUGACGCGCCAGAAACUGCCGCCCUUUUGCCAGCAGGGCUACCUGAAAAUGCAGGGGCUUGUGGGGACGGAGCAUCUCCGGCGGCACAGAGCGGAGAGCGGGCUCCUGCGGGACUACACCGCCACGAGCCAGCGGCCUGGCAACCAGGGGCCAGUGGGUCACCCCCUGGCUCCCGGACCUACAGUCCAGCCCCUUGAUAACAAGAAGCGUGAGCUCUGA